Messenger RNA from Oppiella nova, 464 nucleotides. The record is from the annotation of a GenBank genome assembly. Lineage: Eukaryota; Metazoa; Arthropoda; Arachnida; Sarcoptiformes; Oppiidae.
AUGACCAAGCUUGGGGAGGGUGGUUACGGACAACAUAUCAUUCACAGAGACCUCAAACCGGAUAAUGUGUUGAUUUCAAUGGACGGAUGCAUAAAGUUAUGUGACUUUGGUUUGGCUAAAGAUCUCAAGAAUAUUGAUUCGUAUAAUAUGUCUAAAGCCAAACAUACGGCAGAAGUCGGAUCUGUUGACUAUAUGGCACCGGAAGCUCAGACUAAUGAUUACAAUCAUUUGAUAGAUAUCUACAGGUUGAUGUAGUAAUUAAAUGCAAAGAACAUCUGAAUGACUUUAUGACUAAAAUGAAUGCCUUAUUGGUGUCAAUGAGUGUUAAUAUGUAUUCACAAAACGGUUCAACAGAUUGGAGACAAAGACCCGAAUGUUCGCACAUUUUAUCACAAUUACAGACAUUUAUGAUUAAACCUAUUAUCAUAGAAAAUGAAUGGAAAUCAUUGCUUGAGAGUAUAUAU